Messenger RNA from Penicillium cinerascens, 516 nucleotides. RefSeq lists its product as uncharacterized. The coding region runs from base 1 to 516 and encodes 171 amino acids. Lineage: Eukaryota; Fungi; Ascomycota; Eurotiomycetes; Eurotiales; Aspergillaceae. The transcript is spliced from 2 exons. The record is from RefSeq and is a predicted model, not a curated record.
AUGCGCUUCCGCAUUGCCAACGUCUCGUCGUUUCAACCGAGCACGAGGCAUGAUCGUCGGAAAAUGCGCUACCACGACCCGCCAAUGGCCAAAAUGGACUCUGCCAAAGACGGCGACGUCCCCUCCGUCCAGAUAAUAUACGAACCCUCCCAGGUGUUGAGCCAGCAUGUGAUUCCUUUGGUCCUAGACAAGUUCUCCGUCGGGCUUGUGGAUAUAAGCAUAGACAGCAACAUGUUCGCUACCAUUCCACGCAUUAUAUCUAGCACGCAAGAAGGUUCCCCGGUCUACGCAGUCUGUAAUGCUAUUGCAUGUGCAUAUUUAGCUAGUACGACGAGGACGACAGCUACACUGGCUAACAGAAACCGGGCGUAUGGGAACGCUCUCAAGGCCGUCAACGCAGCUCUAGAUGAUCCCGUUCAAUACAAGAAUGACAGCACAUUGUUAGCAAUUUGGAUGUUUGUGGUGUACGAGGAUCCGAGGAGGGAGACCGGCACUGUCGAGGCAUGGCCUCUUUGA